This is a messenger RNA of Aspergillus homomorphus CBS 101889, 346 nucleotides long. RefSeq lists its product as uncharacterized. The record is from RefSeq and is a predicted model, not a curated record. The transcript is spliced from 3 exons. Bases 6 to 326 code for a protein of 106 amino acids. NCBI's taxonomy places the organism in Eukaryota, Fungi, Ascomycota, Eurotiomycetes, Eurotiales, Aspergillaceae.
CCAUCAUGUUCAACUCCAAUCCGUUUGCCUGGCUGCGGCCUACUCGUGAGGCACCUGUUGCGGAGAGCACCUGGAACCCCGGAAGCCUCGAAAUGCAAGAGCCGCGUAGAAUGGGUGUCCCUCCAGGUCAGAGCGUUGUCACUGAACAACCACGUAUUGGCGAGCCCAUGCUUCAACUGCGAGGUGGUGGUGAGGGAGAAGACGUCUGCUGUGGACUUUGUGCUGGUGUCAGCUGUUUCGAGUGCUUCUCAUGCUGCGACUGCUGCUGCGACUGUUGCGACUGCUGCGGUGGUGGGGGAGGCCCCGGAGGCCCUCCCGGCCCGUAAGCUCAUCAUGUGGAAGGGGC